UCCUUUCUUUCGACUCCUUCAAGUCCAUUGUAUCUGGUGGAAAAUUUCAACAUCACCCUUCAGUGGACAUACACUCUUGAUGGUGCUCCUCUGGAUGAUGUAGAAGUAAUUUUCACUCCUGAUUCCUCCUCGCCUUCUGCACAAAGAGUUGCGAGGUAUAGGAGUGGAGGCACAACUCAGGUGGCUAGUGACGUCCAAGAUCGAUUCGUUUUUAGUUUAACAGAUAGUCAAUCAACAAUGACAAUCCUUCGCUCCCAAAGAUCAGACAGCGGAACGUAUGAAUUGACUGUGACUCCCGACGACUUUCUCUCAACUACCAUCAAAGACAGCGUCAAGAUUUCAGUGAAAUGUAAGUACAUCGUUUUUCCUUAUUUUCUCCCAGAGACUUCUACAAUAAUACUGAUAAUAAUAAUAAUAAUAAUAAUAAUAAUAAUAUUAACAAUAAUGGUAAUGAUAAUGAAUAUGAGAGUGAUGAUUUUCACCUUGAGACUUGUUGUUUUAGGAACUAUUAAAUUAGUGGUGAUUGAGGGGCUUAGUUAGGCCAUACUCAAGUCAGGGGUACUGUAUGGCUUUGUCACUGAUUAUAAAACAUGUUUUCUCACUUUUAAAUUACUUGUUUGUUAGUAUUUGUUUAAAUCAGAAUGAGGAUCUUUCUAUUUGCUGUCACUUCAGCUUUAAACUUUCUGUUGCAAAGUCAACCAUCAUACAUGUUUUCAGAUAGCACAGAUAUUGCAUUUUAUAAUAAAGUUAGAAUUUGAUGCAUGCUGUCAUUGGUUGAAAGAAUGUGCUCUAUGAGAGUAUAGAGCAUAGAGCUGAGCUAAAGCUGUCAUGCCAUCUGCCAAAUUGUAUUAUGUUUGACCUUUUCUGGGACUUUGUUUUGUUUUUUCUUUAAUUGAAAGUAAAAUUUGGCAACAAACAAGCUUGCAAGCAGCAACAGAAGAACCAAACGAAGGUUUGAAAAAAUGCCAGGUGCCGUAACGUGAGCAGAAACGAAAAUCUCAAAGAGAAAAUGAAAUGGACAGUCUGAGUUUUAAAGGUUUUCACGCACAGUUAAAUUGCAAGCUUAUGUACAGUAAUAAAAAGCAAACACAGCUAAUACCCACAAAGUAUAUGAAGAUUCAUUUUCAAAAACAAAAUAGCACAAAACAGGAAUAAUGAAAAAUUUAACCAAACUGGCAUAACUCUAAAAUUUGUAUUAAUCAUGACGUGUCAGAGCAAAUGCAAUCAUGCUGAGGUCCAUUAAGGCUAGCUCAUCGUGGUGAUCUUCAGUCAUUGCAGUGAAACAAGCCUCAGGGAAUUCAUUGGCCACCCUUGAAGUGAAAAAAUAAGAGCUUGGUGUGAUAUCCUUUCCGAUGCAGUGAGUGGAAGGCCACAUCCGAGUCAUUGCAGCUGACUUUUACAGUGCUGUCAUCUCGAGCAAUCUUCACAUUCUGGUGAAUUCAGCUGUCGUUUAUUCAUAAAACACUUGCCUUGAACAGUUUGUUUUCUACUUGUCAUGUGAAAAAACUUGCAUGUUUUUAUGAGCCACAAUUCAGCCAUUUUUCAGUGAACAUUCCAUUUUCAGAUUCUGUACUGGAGACAAAAAAACUUCAGGCAGAAGUGUUAGAUUCAACCUGCUGAACUAUGUAAUUUUGUAAACUAUUGCAGAAUGUGAACUUUGAUGGUUUGACAUUUUUGACAGCUUAAGUCUUGUGCAGCCAAUUAGAUUAUUUGAACCAUUCUAUCAAGGAUUCUGAUUGGCUUAUUAUAGCAUGCAUUAUGAGAAUAUAGAGCAUGCUGAUGACACUGUUGUUCACUUUGGAAAUAAGUUUGUUUUGAAAAUUGAAAGGAAUUCUUGGGGAAUUUAAUGGAUUCUUUAUUCUAAAACAAAUAGAGAAGCCUUUACUGUGCUCUGUUCUGUUGUAAAGCACUCAAGAAGUGGGGAGAAACACAAGACGUAGUAGAUAGUUUCACCCUACAAUUCUUUUGUGUUUUUAGCCAAUUCCUAUGUGCUUUACAACAGAACAGAGCACUGUCAAGGCUUCUCUAUUUGUUUAAUAAAAAUUUGAAGUAAUUUCAACACUGAACUGACCAUACAGAACCAGAAUAAACUAGAUUCAAAACUCAUUGCUCAAAAUAAUUCUUUUAGUUGCAUGACACUUUGGUGUGUCUCCAUAUGAUGGGGAGUUGAAAGUUAUGAGCUUUCAUUUCUUUAAUAAAGCUAAUUUUAUGGGUACCUUCCCUUUCAGAAUAACAAUAUGAAUGCAUCAUCAAGUUUGUAGUAGAAAUGUGAAUAAUUUGCAGCUCCCUGGUCUUUUCCUUCAACUUCAAUAAAUGCUGUGAAAUUAUUUUGUUCUUGCGCAUAGGAUGGCUGAAAAUUUUUCAAAAUGUUACAACAUACAUGUUAUACUAUGUUUGCUUAAUCAAUAUUUUGUUAUAGUAUGUUUCUGAUGCUGUCAGGAUUGUGAUUAUGUUACAGCUUUAUGGUUUUAGCCUCGCAAAUAGACCAUUUGCAACAUUCUGCUUGCAAAACUGAUUGUUUUAUUUGGUUUCCACCAUAAACUUAAACAGUAGAAUAUAUUCUUGUUUCAAGCACUUUCCUGCCCCCUUGAGAAUUUCUCAUUCCAAAGAGGUGGAAGAGUCCGAUAAUUUUCCAUUUCAAGCACUUUUUCAUGUAUGUAAAGAUGUAUUAUUUAAAAUAAGUUUCAAACUUAUUCAUUACUUAUUUACUUAUUCAUUCAUUAUUCACGACACUUAGUCAUUCAAGACAACAAUAGACAUAUUCUGUCUCCAACACAAAACAACAAGGCUGAAGUUUUCAUUUCCAAGGACAUGAGAAAUGUUUUAUUGUUUCAAGAACUUUCCGACACCUUGUGUAAUAUAUGAUGCUAAAAAUUAGGGAUAGAAAUGAUAUUUUACUCUUGGGUACAAUGGAUGAGGUUAGUUGUUUCACAGAGAGAUGACCAUUUUUAGUACAAUUUGGUUGAGAAUUGCACAAAAGGUAUCAGAUAUGACCUUUAUUUUUCUGACUCCUUGCACUGGAUAAAUUUAAUUUUACUAUUGAGACUCUUGUGAUGGUCUUUAAAACUGUGACCUAUAAUUUAAAGGCAAAUCUUGACGUGGUUACCUUACUUUGAACAAAUUUAUUCUCGAGCUGAAGAUUCAAGUAUAAGUUUCUAUUGGUUGUUUUUACUCAACAUGUUCGAUGCUAUCAAUUUGUAUGCUUAGUAUAAAACAGUUUAACAUACCGCUGUCCAGAUUUGAGAAAUUUUUGCUCAAUUAAGGAAUUAGUAAAUGAAACCACUUCUGUUUGUUCAUACUAGCAACGUUGUGGGUUUGAUUCCUCUGCAACUUAGGUGUGAGCAGUUAUGUAGCUAAUCAUCUACGUGUGCCUGUCACCUUAAUUAGUAAGUGUAAUGACUAGUGAAGGUAUUAAUUGCCCUCAGUGUGGACAUUGGGCAUUGCUCUUAGCUGUUAAAGGUUUCGUGAAUUAACUAUCUGUGAAUGAGUAACAGCUUUGUGUAUACAUGGUAAAAAAAAUUCAGGGAAUUCUCUAUUUGUCAAUGUUUGUGCCUUCUUUAUGAUAGAUGCAUCAAAGAUCAACUACACCUCUGGUAAUCAGACCCUGAAUGAAAGUGACACAUUACAUCUAACAUGCGUGGCUGAUGGUAAUCCAACUCCAAAUAUCACCUGGACAAGAGUUUCUAACAACAAACCUGUGUCCUUCCCUCUCAUCAUCAGUGGCAAACAAGAUGAAGGAGGCUACAGGUGCACUGCUAGUAAUGAUGUUGGAAGCCCUGAUAGCAGGACUGUCUAUGUUUUUGUGCAGUGUAAGUUUUAUUAG
Messenger RNA from Pocillopora meandrina, 3823 nucleotides. The record is from the annotation of a GenBank genome assembly. Lineage: Eukaryota; Metazoa; Cnidaria; Anthozoa; Scleractinia; Pocilloporidae.